UGCCCCAGUCAAAAUCGUCUGUCCUCGGUUGCAACACUCUACCGAAGCAACGUCCGCACAAAAACUGUUCAUGAAAUGGGUCUCCAUGGCCAAGCAGCCGCAGACAAGCCUUAGAUCACCAUGUGCAAUGCCAAGCGUUGGCUGGAGUAGUGUAAAGCUCGCCACCAUUGGACUGGAGCAGUGGAAACUCGUUCACUGGAGUGAGGAAUCACGCUUCGCCGUUUGGCAGAUGCCAGGAGAGCGCUACCUUCCUGAUUGAGAUGUCAGAGGAUUUGUUGAAACAGUUGGGCAGCUACAAAGCACAGUUGCAACAAGUGGAAGCCGCCUUGUCAACCGACCCUGAAAAUGAAGACCUUCUCAAAUUACAGAAAGACUUAUCGGAAGUCAUAGACUUAACAAAAGACCUCCUGACGUCGCAGCCCUCCGAAGGUACUGCUACUGCCAACAGCUCAGAUGCAGCCCCCCUGAAACAUAGGUGGAGCGUUGGGGACAGGUGUAUGACUGUGUGGAGUCAGGAUGGACAGGUGUAUGAAGCUGAGAUUGAGGAGAUAGACGGCGAGAAUGGCACGGCGGCCAUCACCUUCUCCGGCUACGGGAACGCAGAGGUGGUGCCACUGCAGAACCUCAAGCCUGCCGAGGAGGGCAAGCACUCUGAGGAUGACGGGAAAUCCAAGUCCAGGAAGGAGCAGAUAGCAGACCAGAGGGAGUACAAGAAGAAGAAGGCCCAGAAGAAGGUGCUGAGGAUGAAGGAACUGGAACAGGAGCGAGAAGACCAGAAAUCCAAGUGGCAGAGUUUUAACAACAAGGCCUAUAACAAGAACAAGAAAGGACAGGUGAAGAGGAGUAUAUUUGCAUCGCCGGAGAGUGUAAACGGCAAGGUGGGAGUAGGAACAUGUGGCAUAGCAGACAAACCUAUGACCACGUAUCACGACACAUCCAAAUAUAACGUCAGGCAUCUAAUGCCACAGUGACCUAACAUUUUAUCUUUGUGUAAAAGUAUCCUAUUGUAUAGUAGCAAGAUCAUUGCUUACCUUUGUUUAUAUGGUUUGGGUUACCGCAGUAAAGGAGCUUUGAAACAAAUUGCUUGCUCACCAUUGGUUGCCUCAUUGGGAAAUUGUCCUUACCAGUAUUAUCACAUAGAACAGCAGAAUUCUUAAUAAAAUAAAUAACCACUGUAAUGGAGUUGCAGCACAAAUAAUGGUUGUGGUGAAAUUAGUCUGGGUUGCUGUUUUCCCCCAUGUUUUCAAUGUUACACAUUUUUCAGGUUGAACUAGACUAUAAUAUACAUUUUUACGAUUUAGUGAUAAGACCCUUUUUAAAGCGAGUCAUAUAAAGCUAAUUUUACAUCUCACUUUUGUACAUUUAUAGGGAAACAAAUGUUUUUUUGUUUAGAGUUAAGAUGUUACUCUCAUUUUUCUCUGAACCCUGAAUUUUUCAUAUUGGUACUGAAUGUUGUUUAACACAGUUCCUCCAGAUGGCAGUAAUGUAUUUUAUACCGUCUUUGUUCUGUGAUGUAUGUCAAUGACCUUAUGCCACUGCUGGUGAUAUAAGCUUUUUAAAAAAUAAAAUACAAUCAGGGAUGAGUUGUGGAUUCUCCUAUUAAACCUUCAUGUUUGA
This is a messenger RNA of Oncorhynchus keta (chum salmon), 1617 nucleotides long. RefSeq names its product survival of motor neuron-related-splicing factor 30-like. The transcript is spliced from 6 exons. The coding region runs from base 261 to 971 and encodes 236 amino acids. The record is from RefSeq and is a predicted model, not a curated record. Lineage: Eukaryota; Metazoa; Chordata; Actinopteri; Salmoniformes; Salmonidae. Gene Ontology annotation, molecular function: RNA binding. Gene Ontology annotation, biological process: mRNA processing; regulation of alternative mRNA splicing, via spliceosome. Gene Ontology annotation, cellular component: nucleus; cytoplasm; precatalytic spliceosome.